AGUGUGAAACCGCGUGAGAAAGUUGCCAUAGAGGUAGAGCGAGGCUUGACGCUGCUUUUGCGCUGAAGAGGCGGUUGUUAUUAUCAAAACUAACUCGAUUUUUCCAUUGACAAACAUCUUAUAUGGUCUGCUCUCUUUAUCCCCGUUUGACUUCGAAUCAGCAUUUCGUCGGAUUCUACGCAAAAUAGUAAUUUCCUCAAGCUACGGCGGCAGUUAAGGGGGAACUCUUCAUCGCAAUUAACAUCUGUGGAUUUGUUCCUGUUUCUACGCCGACCGCGUUGUGGUGGAGUGGCAACUUCUUCAACUGGAGUUUAUAGCGCUCUAUUCGGGAUUUAGCUACGUGGAUCGUACCGUCCCCGUCCUGUAGCAUAUUCCCGAGGAAAGCUUUAGAGGGAUUCUCUUUUUCACCUGUUUUUGGUUUUCCUCGUCUAAUUAUCUGCUUCCCGUGUUUUUUUUCUGGUUGAUUUACGGUUGUAUGCUGGCUCGAGCGCAGAGACGGGAACUGAGAUUGUAUCGCGCCAUCAGUCGAUUAGAGAUCUCGGAAGGGCGAGGGACGUUGUGUGGCAUUAACGGCCGUUGAACUGAGAACGAGCGAGGAUGGAUGGGUUUAUCAUCGUCUAGAGCAGCGCCUGGCCGGUCACUUGGCUAUUUUAUUCCCAGAUAGAUCAGUCAGGAAGCGGGCAUCGACGGAGCAAGAGAGGACGAUGUUUCCCCAGGGUCGGCACCCGGUAAGCUUGGUCAUGAGAAACACGCCUCAGGUCCCCGGACAGCCGUUUAAAUUUACCAUCCCAGAGUCACUGGAUCGCAUCAAAGAGGAGUUCCAGUUCCUCCAGGCCCAGUACCACAGUCUGAAGCUGGAAUGUGAGAAGCUGGCCAGUGAGAAGACUGAGAUGCACAGACAUUAUGUCAUGUACUAUGAGAUGUCAUACGGACUGAACAUAGAAAUGCACAAACAGACUGAGAUUGCCAAGAGGCUCAACACCAUCUGUGCUCAAGUCAUCCCCUUCCUCUCUCAGGAGCACCAGCAGCAGGUGGUCCAGGCGGUGGAGAGGGCAAAGCAGGUCACCAUGGCUGAACUCAACUCCAUCAUCGGGGUCCGGGGCCUGCCAGGCCUGCCUCCCAGCCAACAGCACCUGUCUCACGCACACGGUGCCCCCAUCCCCCUCACCCCCCACCCCGUCGGCCUCCACCCUGCCCAGCUGGGGGGCGGGGCUAGUCUGCUCGCCCUAUCAGGCGCCCUGGGCGGGGUUCCCGCUCACCUGGCAGCCAAAGAGGAGAAGAAGCACCAGGCGGAGGCGGAGCACCUGAGAGAGCGAGAGCCCAGCACAAGUAACUCCCUGCUCACAGACAGAAACUCGGAGAAGCGACGUAAUGGACCAGAGUUCUCCAACGACACCAAGAAACGAAAAGUAGAAGACAAAGACUCGAGCCACUACGACAGUGAUGGGGAAAAGAGUGAAGAUAACCUGGUGGUCGAUGUCUCCAAUGAGGACCCCGCCUCCCCCCACGGCACGCCCCUCCCCUCUCCCAGGGAGAACGGGCUGGACAAGACACGCCUCCUGAAGAAGGACCCCUCCUGUAGCCCCGCCUCCUCCGCCUCCUCUGCAAGCUCCUCCUCCCUCAAGUCCAAAGAGAUGGGCAUGCGUGACAAAGCAGGAACCCCUGGCUUGAAGUCGAGCACGCCCACUCCCCGAGGAGACUCCACCCCCGGACCGAGUGCCACGCCCACACUCCGGCCCAGCCUAUCGAAGCCUCCUUCCAUGGAUCUGCCACACCCCCACACUGCGGGGCUUCGGACCCCUCUGGCGGUACAAGGUCCUUACCCGGGUGCGUUUGGUAUGCUGCCCCACGCGGGCCUGAACGGGGACCUGGGUGGAGCAGGGGCAGCCUACGCUGCUGGGCUGCACAACAUGUCUCCUCAGAUGAGCGCAGCUGCUGCUGCCGCCGUCGCUGCGUAUGGACGCUCCCCAAUGGUGGGUUUCGAUCCUCAUUCUCACAUGCGAGGAAUCCCCCCCAGCUUAACAGGCAUCCCGGGAGGAAAACCGGCCUACUCCUUCCACGUGAGCGCAGACGGCCAAAUGCAGCCGGUGCCGUUCCCCCCGGACGCCUUGGUGGGUCCGGGCAUCCCUCGCCACGCCCGCCAGAUCAACACCCUGAACCACGGCGAGGUGGUGUGUGCCGUCACCAUCAGCAACCCCACGCGCCACGUCUACACCGGGGGCAAGGGCUGCGUCAAGGUCUGGGACAUCAGUCACCCUGGCAACAAGAGCCCCGUGUCCCAGCUGGACUGCCUGAACCGCGACAACUACAUCCGCUCCUGCCGCCUACUUCCUGAUGGGCGGACCCUCAUCGUGGGGGGCGAGGCCAGCACGCUGUCCAUCUGGGACCUGGCCACGCCCACGCCGCGCAUCAAGGCGGAGCUCACCUCCUCCGCCCCCGCCUGCUACGCCCUGGCCAUCAGCCCCGACUCCAAGGUCUGCUUCUCCUGCUGCUCCGACGGAAACAUCGCCGUCUGGGACCUGCACAACCAGACCCUGGUCAGGCAGUUCCAGGGCCACACUGACGGGGCCAGCUGUAUCGACAUCUCCAACGACGGCACCAAGCUGUGGACGGGGGGGCUGGAUAACACGGUGCGUUCCUGGGACCUGAGAGAGGGGAGACAGCUGCAGCAGCACGACUUCACCUCCCAGAUCUUCUCUCUGGGUUACUGUCCUACAGGAGAGUGGCUGGCGGUGGGGAUGGAGAGCAGUAAUGUGGAGGUGCUGCACGUCACCAAGCCUGACAAGUACCAGCUGCACCUGCACGAGAGCUGCGUGCUCUCCCUGCAGUUCGCCUACUGCGGUAAAUGGUUUGUGAGCACAGGCAAGGACAACUUGCUGAAUGCAUGGAGGACUCCCUAUGGUGCCAGUAUAUUCCAGUCUAAGGAGUCCUCCUCGGUGCUGAGUUGUGACAUCUCCGUCGACGACAAGUACAUUGUCACCGGCUCCGGGGACAAAAAGGCCACCGUCUAUGAGGUAAUCUACUAACGCUGACCUGAGGUCGGCCGCGGACCAACCAAAGCAGCUGUCUGCUGUGUUCCCUGCUGUGAUCAGCUGAACCGGGACCAGCACAUCACCACACACACCCCGCCCCCAGUGGAGCCCCAGUACGCGGGAGGGAUGGACGGUAAAUAAACAGACGGAUGGGUUGACUAUGGAUAGACAGACAGGUAGACAGACAGAUGGACACUCGAUAGAAAAGACGGUUGAUGGAUCAGACGGGAUGGAUGAGUUUGAAGCUUCGGGAUUGCCCGGAAGGCGGCGUUUUUAUUUUUUACAGACGAUGAAUGUUAAAACAGCCCUGUGACCUCUGACCCUGACUGUGACCUCAGCCCGUUGUCACGACGAUGACCUUUCACACCUUCCUGCUGUACCCCUCGCCCAUCCUGUUCCUCUUUUGCUUCCGAUUAGUUAUCCUUGUAUUUUUGUUAUCGGUCAAAAAUUUGUAAAAAGUGUACAUAUGUCCGUUUUUUUUUUUCUUACAGUAAAUGCUUUAGUAAUAACGAACAUGUUUGGUAUUACUUUUACAUGGGAACAAAAUCUAACCAGGAAAAAAAACACUAAAUGGUCUUAAUGAUAGAUAAUUAUUCACUUAUUUGAAAUGUCUAGACAAAUAAAUGUUCUUUUUUCUUA
Molecule: messenger RNA, 3671 nt
Organism: Osmerus eperlanus (European smelt)
Lineage: Eukaryota; Metazoa; Chordata; Actinopteri; Osmeriformes; Osmeridae
Product: transducin-like enhancer protein 1
Exons: 20
Coding region: 705-3026 (773 amino acids)
Biological process (GO): regulation of DNA-templated transcription; negative regulation of canonical Wnt signaling pathway
Cellular component (GO): transcription regulator complex; nucleus
Molecular function (GO): protein binding; transcription corepressor activity
Source: RefSeq, a predicted model, not a curated record